GCGCCAGUUUUCUCGUUAACAUCAAACAGAUCGCAUUAACAAGAAGAAUUUGUUCUAUAAAGUACAAUAAUCCUCAAUUCUAACCCUUAAACUGUAUAAACCAAGUACUCCAGUCGAAGUGUACGAUCAUCGUUUAUAAUGUAUAAUACAAUACUUUUUGGAGAAGCUGAAACUCCAUCCUUACGUUGCAUAAGAUCGUGCGUAAAGAAUUUCCACGAGUCCGCUAUUAAGUUGCGUUAGUGAGAGGAAACAAACAAUGGAAGACCGCCGUGAUAGUCGAGCAUUUUUUCUGUGCUAAAAUGGCUUCUUCGUCGUUGAAGAGUACUCGGAAAACUUAUAGUUUCGAGGAGCGAGAAAUUUUGAUAACCUUGAUAAACAAAUACGAGGAUAUCGAGGAUAAGAGGUCCGAUCCGGUAUCGAUGUACAAACGAAAAUCAGCAUGGUCUCAAUUGGCCAAUGAAUAUAAUUCGAUGGUGGGUCCACAAGCGAUACGUUCAGCUGUACAGUUGAGACGUUGCUGGGAAAAUAUGAAAGCAUGCAAACGAAAUCGCGAGGAGAAGAAGUUACGUAGUAUUUCAAAGAAUUUUUGCCACCUAUCUAAAGACCAUACACGGUCGAAAAGUUGGGAAAAUAGAAAUUCCAUAGCGGAUGUUUCCAUUUCUACCGGAACUAUAGGUUUGCCGCCAAAUGUCGUGUUUGAACCAAAGGAAUCUGAACCGUUUACGUUGCAAACAGUCUGCACUAUAAAGCCCCCGAAACAAUCCUCAAAAGAGGAAAAUAAUUAUAAAGACUCAGAUUCUGUCAGCAGUAAAAUCGAUUCGAAUUCAUUAUCACACGGUCCAGCGACCGACUGUUUCGAUAAAUCCAACAAGGAUUCAGAGUCGCCUGUGGUUGACCAGUUAGACAAAGACGAGCUAUUAGAGAUAAAUCGAAUAACUUUCAAAUCGAACGCUACUCAAACGUUGAUCUCUCCAUCGAUUGUUCACGAACAGCCUCGAAGGAUGAAGAGGUCCCUUCACAAAGAGGAAGAGCUGCACGUAUUAGCCUUAUCGGAAGCACAGAUGAAAGUUGAUAUUGCAGCCAUGUUGAAAGAAGAGGCCAGAAUUAAAUUAGAAGAGGCUCACUAUCGCAAAGAGGAAGCUAGGUUGAGGAUGCUUCUUUUUACGUAUAAGCUUGAUAGGAUAAAGGAAGAUUGACUGGAGAGAAUAAAAUGAAUAUACUCGUGACGCUGCGUACGAUGGCUUUGUUCGUUCCUUUUUUAUAGGAAUAGAAAGAGGAGGGAGAUGCUAUUAGAUUAAAUGUAAACGAACGGUAUUCGAUCUCUGUAAUAUCUGUUUAUUAUUUGUAAUUUCUUUCUAACUACAAUUGAAACCGUAAUAAAUAAAAGCUCGUAAUGCUAGCUACUUA
Messenger RNA from Frieseomelitta varia, 1407 nucleotides. RefSeq names its product myb/SANT-like DNA-binding domain-containing protein 3. The coding region runs from base 300 to 1196 and encodes 298 amino acids. The transcript is spliced from 4 exons. Lineage: Eukaryota; Metazoa; Arthropoda; Insecta; Hymenoptera; Apidae. The record is from RefSeq and is a predicted model, not a curated record.